Arabidopsis thaliana (thale cress) is the source of this 1469-nucleotide messenger RNA. Its product is annotated as Pectin lyase-like superfamily protein. Gene Ontology annotation, biological process: pectin catabolic process; cell wall modification. Lineage: Eukaryota; Viridiplantae; Streptophyta; Magnoliopsida; Brassicales; Brassicaceae. The transcript has 5 exons. The record is from RefSeq and is marked reviewed. Gene Ontology annotation, molecular function: pectinesterase activity. The coding region runs from base 95 to 1180 and encodes 361 amino acids.
UCAAAUCAUCCAGAAAAAACAAAAAAAAACAAAAAAAUAAUAAAACAAAAAAAUAUCUUUUUUUUUUCUAAUAAAAAAAAAAUAAUAAAUAAAUAUGAGAUACACAAAUGUGUCCAUUUUAUUAGGCAUGUUGGUGAUCUUUGUUUCACCAAUGGUGUUCGCAGAUGAUUUGACACCAAUCCCAGAGGGCAAACCCCAAGUGGUGCAGUGGUUCAAUACCCACGUUGGUCCAUUGGCUCAACGUAAAGGCUUAGAUCCUGCUCUCGUAGCUGCUGAGGCUGCUCCACGUAUCAUCAACGUGAAUCCAAAGGGAGGUGAAUUCAAAACACUAACAGACGCAAUAAAGAGCGUUCCCGCAGGGAACACAAAGCGGGUGAUCAUAAAGAUGGCUCAUGGUGAGUACAGAGAGAAGGUCACUAUCGACAGGAACAAACCCUUCAUUACAUUGAUGGGACAACCCAAUGCCAUGCCUGUUAUCACCUACGACGGUACCGCCGCCAAGUAUGGAACCGUUGAUAGUGCCUCUCUCAUUAUCUUAUCCGACUAUUUCAUGGCCGUUAACAUCGUCGUUAAGAACACUGCACCGGCACCAGAUGGUAAAACUAAGGGAGCACAAGCCUUAUCCAUGAGAAUCUCCGGAAACUUUGCUGCUUUCUACAACUGCAAAUUCUACGGUUUCCAAGAUACAAUCUGUGAUGAUACCGGAAACCAUUUCUUCAAGGAUUGUUACGUCGAAGGAACAUUCGAUUUCAUCUUCGGAAGUGGAACCUCUAUGUACUUGGGAACACAAUUGCACGUGGUUGGAGACGGUAUUAGAGUGAUCGCAGCGCAUGCAGGAAAGAGCGCAGAAGAAAAGAGUGGAUACUCUUUCGUGCACUGCAAGGUGACUGGAACUGGAGGAGGAAUCUAUUUGGGAAGAGCAUGGAUGAGCCACCCUAAGGUUGUCUAUGCCUACACCGAGAUGACCAGCGUUGUCAACCCCACCGGAUGGCAAGAAAACAAGACUCCCGCACAUGACAAGACCGUGUUCUACGGAGAGUACAAGUGUUCAGGACCAGGGUCACACAAAGCCAAGAGAGUGCCAUUCACACAAGACAUCGACGACAAAGAAGCUAACUGUUUCCUAUCCCUCGGCUACAUCCAAGGAUCCAAGUGGCUUCUCCCACCACCCGCUUUGUAAAUUCUUUAAUAUCAACCUAUUAAAAUUAAAAUUAAAACGUAAAACUAAAAUUAAAACUUCUACUUACAUCCUUUUUUCACCGAAAUAUGUUUAUCGGUGUAUAUUAUUUUUGUCGAUAUUUUCUUUCAAUUUCCAGAAAUCCUCUCUUCUUUAAAUAUCAUGGAGGAGUUGAGAUUUAUGUAAUUUUGGUUUCAUUAUAAUAAAAUGUUGUUUCCGUUCAUAACUCUUGUAUAUUUGUUUAAGUAGCCCCUUUUCUUAUGUUUGAUAUAUUUUAUCUCGAGAACUUAAU